This is a messenger RNA of Lachancea lanzarotensis, 1629 nucleotides long. Its product is annotated as LALA0S12e01002g1_1. Lineage: Eukaryota; Fungi; Ascomycota; Saccharomycetes; Saccharomycetales; Saccharomycetaceae. Bases 1 to 1629 code for a protein of 542 amino acids. Gene Ontology annotation, molecular function: transmembrane transporter activity. The transcript has a single exon. The record is from RefSeq and is a predicted model, not a curated record. Gene Ontology annotation, biological process: transmembrane transport.
AUGGUUUUUGAAUAUCAUAGAAUGCCAGCUGAUUUGAAUCCUAAGGUCAACUGCGGUAGUGUUCUGAGAGAGACGCCUUUGCUAGAGAAUGAAGCUGUCAAUUCAGUGAGCUCUUUCGAAAGCGGCGCGCAAAAUGACGAUGAAUUUGAGCGGUUGUACCUCGAAAAAUCUCAAGUUAUAUCAGAUGCAAUUGAUGAAAUUGGGUUUGGAAAAUAUCAAAUCGGAUUGUUCUUGGUUGCGGGAUUUGGAUGGUUUGCAGACAAUGCAUGGCCAGUUGCAACCAGUUUGAUUCUGCCAAGGUUACAUGAAAUUGAUGGAGUUCGACCGCCGAAAGAGGGACGAACCCCAUUUAUUAUCUUAGCGCAAAAUUUAGGGCUACUAGCAGGAGCUUUGUUUUGGUCUCUAUCAUCUGAUGUUAUUGGAAGAAAGUGGGCGUUCAACAUUACGUUCUUAUGGACAGCAAUCUGGGCCAUUAUAGCAGGGUCAUCGCCUAAUUUUGCAGCUUUGGGAGUGUUUGCAGCCCUUUGGAGUUUUGGAGUAGGCGGGAACCUCCCAGUUGAUUCUGCGAUUUUCAUUGAAAACCUACCCUCCAAAUACAAUUAUCUUUUAACAGUUCUAAGCGUGUUUUGGGCUUUUGGUCAAAUUGUUGCAAAUUUGCUCUCAUGGGCACUAAUUACUAACUAUUCUUGCGAAACAACUAUUAUAACAAAGAGUUGUAAUUGGGGUUGGAGAUAUUUUUUGUUCUCAAUGGGAGGAUUGACGUUUUUGCUUUUUUUGAUUAGAUUUGCCUUCAGAGUUUUCGAAUCUCCUAGGUUCCACAUAUCGAGAGGUGAUAACGAAGCCGCCAUAGCUACCCUUUACCAAAUUGCCAGAAUAAAUGGUGUGGAGAUAACAUUAACUGUCGACGAUUUGAAGAGAAUUGAUGAAAAAUAUAUUUCGUCCAGGAGCGUUGAAGUAAAAGACAACGGGUUACUCUCUCGAAAACAGGUUUUCAAAAAUUCAGUAGCCAGAUUCAGACUAGAGCGCGUAAGAGCAGUUUUCGGUUCCAGGAAACAAGCUUACUCCUCAUCAUUGGUCAUACUUGUAUGGGCAACAAUCGGACUCGCAUUCCCCCUUUACAAUGCUUUUUUACCAACUUACCUUUCCGAGAAAGGAAACGCGAAUGCGUCACUGAGUGUUAGAUCAACGUAUAGAAACUCUUUGAUCAUAGCAUCAAUGGGAAUACCGGGCGCCAUCAUAGGCGGUAUUUUCGUCGAAACACGACUUGGAAGGAAAGGUACACUUUGUUUGUCCAUGAUAAUCACCGGCGCGAUCUUGUAUGGUUCAACGACUGCAAAGACUAGCAGCUCUUAUCUGGGAUGGAAUUGUGGGUUUAAUAUAUCGUCCAACGUGAUGUAUGGGGUACUAUACGGGUACACGCCCGAAAUAUUCCCUACCAAAAUUAGAGGGACAGGUGUUGGUCUUGCCGCCUCAGCAAACCGUAUCCUCGGUAUACUCUCCCCAAUAAUCGGUAUGUAUGCCGACCUAACUACUUCAGUCCCGAUAUUUGUAAGUGGAGCACUGUUUAUACUAGCUGGAGUUGUGUCGGCAUUAUUUCCUAUUGAGUCAAGAGGCAAAGCGACAUAUUGA